CAGCUGUGGCUCUCGCGAUAUUUGCGCACUGUAACCGGACCAAAACAGGAAGUGGCAACAUGGAAACAGUGUUCGGCGGAGUAGAGGGUGGAGGGACCCACUCCAAAGUGGUGCUGGUGGCAGCAGAUGGAAAGAUACUGGCAGAGACAAAUGGACCGUCCACCAACCACUGGUUGGUUGGGGUGGACAAAUGCAUUGAAACUAUCAACGAAAUGGUCCAGAGAGCCAAGGUGGAGGCAGGGUUGAAUCCAAACACACCGCUAUUCUCAUUGGGCAUGUCUCUGAGCGGAGGGGAACAGAAGGACGCCAUCGACAAACUCAUCGCUGACAUGGAGCAACGGUUCCCCACUCUCAGCCAGCACUACUUCAUCACCACCGAUGCAAUCGGUGCCAUGGCAACCGCCAGCAAUCGUGGAGGUGUAGUGUUGAUAUCAGGGACCGGCUCUAACUGCAAGUUAGUCAAUCCUGAUGGCUCACAGAUCGGCUGUGGAGGCUGGGGUCACAUGAUGGGGGAUGAAGGAUCAGCAUACUGGAUCUCUCAUCUGGCGGUGAAGACGGUGUUUGAUGCCAAAGACAACCUGGUCUCUCCUCCCGGUGAUAUUACACAUGUCAGGAAAGCCAUGGAGGAUUACUUCCAGGUGUCAGAUCUGAUGGGUAUGCUGCCACACCUCUACAGAAACUUUCAGAAGUCUCACUUUGCAGGUUUUUGCAAAAAGUUGGCUGAAGGUGCAGAAGCAGGAGACGCUCUCUGUCAGUAUGUGUUCACUCAGGCUGGGAGAGUCCUGGCAAAACAUGUAGAAGCAGUCUUACCUGCAGCACAAGAGCCUUUAUUGAGUUGUGACCUUGGCCUGCCCAUCCUGUGUGUGGGCUCAGUGUGGAAGAGCUGGGAGCUUCUAAAGCCAGGGUUCACUGAGGUUUUGGAUGAAGUGGCAUCAUCUGACAAGUUUAAGGCCCGUUUCCAUGGCUACAGUCUCUUGAUUUUGCGGCAGUCCUCAGCCCUUGGUGGUGCUAGUCUGGGGGCUCAGAGUAUGGGCUCACCCUUAACUAUGGAUUACAAAGCUAAUGCCAAAGUCUUCUACCAACACACUUUUACCAGCAUCCCAUGAGAGUGAAACUGCACAGCCUCUAGAUCCAAACAGUGUUCAGCUAAAGGGAAAUUAUAUUGUUGAUUAUAUAAGAAUUAGCAUCCUUGCUAAUGACACUUACUAUAAUGAUAAUGAUUGUGUGAUAAUGGUUUAGCACUUAUUUUGCUCUUACUACAAGAUACCAGGAAUGUGAUUUAAAAAUAUUCAGAAUCUUGAUAUUACUUUUUAUUUUACUGUAAUUUUAAAUCUUUGCACAUUUUCUACACUUGUUUACAUUUGACAUUUAUAAUAAAAACAACUCAUUCAUGUCUUAAAUAAUCUCUGAUCCUUAAAAUAAUUAAAGUUUAUUAAAGCUGUGGUCAGAAAAAGACAGUUACUGUUGUGCCUUAAGCCAUUUAAUUCCUAAAUAUGAGUUGCUCAGUUUAUUGUUUGUACUUAUUAUAGACAGAGAAAUGUAACAAAAAGCAACACUUGAUUCAUCACCAGGCUUUCUUCACAUGUCUGAGUUUCUUCAGUGUGUAAUGUAAUAACUAAUAAAAAGCACUCCUUCUCAUA
Etheostoma cragini (Arkansas darter) is the source of this 1640-nucleotide messenger RNA. It is a transcript of the gene nagk, whose product is annotated as N-acetylglucosamine kinase. Gene Ontology annotation, molecular function: N-acetylglucosamine kinase activity. The transcript is spliced from 10 exons. The coding region runs from base 60 to 1106 and encodes 348 amino acids. The record is from RefSeq and is a predicted model, not a curated record. Lineage: Eukaryota; Metazoa; Chordata; Actinopteri; Perciformes; Percidae.